UCAGUCUACGAACAUCUCGCGUAUGGUUAAGACGUGAAUAGCUCCGACCGUUCGUUCCAAGUGUAGAUCGUGAAAUUAUUUUCAAAUAUUUGAUUUUUUUUUUUUUUUUUUUUUUUUGAGAAAUGUUUACAAGUCUCGUGAGAAACUUUUGCCUAGUGAUCUGUUUGUGUGCGGCAGCUAAAGCCGACUCUAUUUUGGCAUAUGGCACCUGCGUAAAUCCCCAUCAGGAAAGCGGUAUCUGCAUAAAAAUCAUCGAAUGCAAUUAUUUACUGAAUAUCUUGAAUACCAAUCUGACCGAUGUUAACAGAAAAUUCCUCGCAGAUAGCCAGUGUGGAGUGGAUGGUACACAAGAGUCAGCUGCCAAGAAAAUUUUGGUGUGUUGUCCUGAACGAUUUCGCAACAAUAGAUCAUCGAAUAGCUUAAAAGAUCCAACGCCGGGCAAUCAAUUGCCCCAACCGGGGGAGUGUGGAAAAAACCUGUCGAAGAGAAUACUUGGCGGAAAUGUAACCGAAAUCGAUGAGUUUCCAUGGAUGGCAUUAAUACAAUAUAAAACCGCCCCCGAUCGCUUUGGUUUCUAUUGCGGCGGCAGUCUAAUAAAUUCACGUUAUGUCCUAACAGCUGGACAUUGCCUCAAACAUCCUGAUAUGCCGCCCAGCUGGGAAUUGUACGGUGUACGUUUGGGUGAAUGGGAUUUAACACUCGAUCCCGAUUGCACCGUGGACAAUGGUGUGAAAGAUUGCAUUGAACCCUAUGUUGAUGUUCGAAUCGAUUAUGCCAUUGCCCAUCCAUCGUACAUACCAACCUCAAAGGAUCAAUUUAAUGAUAUUGCCAUUAUACGUCUAAUGGAUAGUGUGGGACAUUUUAAACACCUUAUUCCCAUUUGUUUGCCUGUGGCCAGUAGUAUACGCACGAAAUUGUUUACAGCUCAUGCCAUGGAUGUGGCCGGUUGGGGUGUAACCGAAAAGGGUACAGCCAGUGCGGUGAAACUGAAGAUCAUGGUAAAUGUAUGGAACGUGACUAGAUGUCAGAAAACAUAUCAAACCUUCCAAAUGGCCAUCAAUUCGGAUUAUCAAAUGUGCGCUGGUGGCGAGGAUGGUAUCGAUACAUGCCGUGGUGAUUCCGGGGGCCCCCUAAUGGUAAUAGAGACUGUGGAGAAGCGCAAUGUGUAUUUUGCCGCUGGCGUUGUAUCCUACGGACCGCGGCCAUGUGGUUUAGAAGGUUGGCCCGGUGUUUAUACCAGGGUUGGCAGUUACAUGGAUUGGAUCAUUGCUAAUAUGUUGCCAUAACCAGUUUUAAGAAUAAUAUCAAAGACUACUUGGAGAUUAUUAUUUUUAAUAAACUACUAAUGAAUCUAAA
Musca domestica (house fly) is the source of this 1356-nucleotide messenger RNA. Its product is annotated as serine protease easter. Lineage: Eukaryota; Metazoa; Arthropoda; Insecta; Diptera; Muscidae. The transcript is spliced from 4 exons. Gene Ontology annotation, biological process: proteolysis. Gene Ontology annotation, molecular function: serine-type endopeptidase activity. Bases 123 to 1286 code for a protein of 387 amino acids. The record is from RefSeq and is a predicted model, not a curated record.